UUUAAAUCAUUCGUUUUUUAGCACAUUAUUAUUCUCUCUUUGCCCUUCUCUUCUAAGUCAUAGUUAUGGAUCUCACCAUCUCUCACUCUUCCCUGAAAGCAACACCUCUUAUUUCUCAACGUUAUAGGUUCUGCAAUUUUCAUGUCAGGAGCUCGAUUCCAAUUAAGCCUACAAUUAAUGAUAUCAAACCAUCCAAGUACUUCCCUUCGUCAAAAUACUCUGCCAAUAAAUUGAUCCAGCCAAUGGGGCUCUAUGGAGACAGCAGAUUGUCAAAACCCUUACUAUUUGGCCAACACAAUCGUAAUUUCGUUCAGGCAUCUGCAAAAAUCGAAUUUUCCGAUUCAAACCCUGCAAUUAGCAAAAAUCAACCUGAUGAAGCAGCUUCCAGUUUGGUUGCCAAAGUCUCACGUUUUGGAUCCACUCUAUGGACGUUCAUAAGACCCUAUACAAUGACUCAAGCAUUUACAUCGUCCAUAUGUUUAUUCGCAAGAGUAUUGAUUGAGGCACAGUUGUUUCAAUGGCCUCUGAUGUUUAAGGCAUUCUUGGGCCUAAUUAGUAUAGUUCUUGCAACCGUUUACAUGAAUGGCGUUAAUCAAAUUUUUGACGUCGAAAUUGACAGGAUGAACAAACCUCAUUUACCCUUACCAGCAGGGAAAUUGUCACUGAAACAAGCAUGGUUCAUGACGAUAUUUUCUGUAUCUACUGGCCUCUCAAUUUUGUGGUUGGUGAAUGCUGACAGAAUCACUACUUUACUCUACGGGGCUUGUGUUUUAUUGGCGACUAUGUAUUCUGCUCCUCCGUUUAGAUUGAAAGGAGAUCCUGUUGCGACGGCUAUUUUGAUUCCUUUGAUGAGUAUUUGUAACUAUUCCGGUGUACUCUACGCCACAAGUACUUCUCUUGGGCUUCCAUUCCAGUGGAGGUAUGCCUAACGAUUUUUUGUUUAU
Morus notabilis is the source of this 944-nucleotide messenger RNA. RefSeq names its product 2-acylphloroglucinol 4-prenyltransferase-like. Gene Ontology annotation, molecular function: transferase activity, transferring alkyl or aryl (other than methyl) groups. The record is from RefSeq and is a predicted model, not a curated record. Gene Ontology annotation, cellular component: membrane. The transcript is spliced from 5 exons. The coding region runs from base 66 to 929 and encodes 287 amino acids. NCBI's taxonomy places the organism in Eukaryota, Viridiplantae, Streptophyta, Magnoliopsida, Rosales, Moraceae.